UUGGUCAACGACAGCCGUAACCUCUACGGCGUGCUUCACCGCUCCUACCCCUCCAGUGUAGACAAGUUUUCUUGCAUUUCAAUGAUUUUGACAAUGAAACCAUCGCUUUUUCAAUGCAGAAAUUUACGGAUUUAGACGUUAGAAGUGUGUUUUUGGUGGUAAUGGUUGCACGCUGUGGCAAAAGGGACUGAAAAACUUAUGGUUCGUGGGAACGUUACCGGAGGACAGUUCGACCAUCAAUUUGGCCUUUUGUUUUUGUUAGAUGCUUGAAAUUUAGUUCUGUCACUCGCGUGGGGUAUUUGUAGAGCGAAUCUGAUAAAGUUGGCGAACUUGGCCAGUAAUAUGCUCAAUGGUUUCCCAAGUGGAUGUCUUGAGCGAUCGAGAAAAGGAGAUUUUGUCGAAUUAUGACAGCCGAUUUUACGGAUUUCUACGAAUUCAAGACCCAGUUGGAGAUCCAUCACUGCCUGACCUGAACCACAAAUCGUUAUUGCUCAAGGGUGUAGAUUUUUUCGAGAAAGAAUUGCAACGAGAAGGGAAGUCAGUUCAUCCAUCCACAUUCUGCAGACUGGGACAUAUUCACCUGUUGCUUGACGACUUUCCUAAAGCGCUUUCAGCUUACCAGAGGUUCUUUAACGUCCAACAGGUCGAUUAUUGGAAGGAUGCGACAUUUCUUUAUGGCCUAGGGAUUGUAUAUUUUAACUUCUCAGCAUAUCCCUGGGCAGUAAAGAUCUUUCAACAAGUGCUGUAUAUAGACCCCAGCUUUAAUUGUUCCAAUGAAGUUCAUCUCCGACUGGGAAUCAUAUUUAAAGAACAGGGAAGCUGUGAAGCCAGUAUUAAACAUUUUCAAAUGGCAUUAAUGGAUUCCAGCCCUUGUUCUUUAUCAAAAGUUGAAAUUCGCUUUCAUCUGGGACACCUUUUCGAGAUGCAGAACAAAUGUGAUUUAGCGCAGGAAAUGUAUGAGACUAUCAUAGAGACUCCUAAUACGCCUAAUGCUGUCAGGGCUAAUGCUUACAAACAAUUAGGGUGGAUGUAUUACAACAAAGAACACCUGGGUGACAGAACAUCCAGAAUGGAAAAAGCUGUCCAGUUGUUGCUGAAAGCUAUUGAGACAGAUCCGAACAGUGGCGCUGCAUGGUAUUUAAUUGGAAGGUGUUAUGCCAUGCAAGGAAAAGUUCAUGAUGCUUUCACUUCAUACCGUCAUGCCAUUGACAAGUCAGAGGCAAAUGCUGAUACAUGGUGCUCCAUAGGUGUAUUGUAUCAACAGCAAAAUCAGCCCAUGGAUGCUUUGCAGGCCUAUGUGUGUGCCAUUCAGUUGGACCCAACCCAUGUGGCAGCAUGGACAGACCUAGGUAUUCUAUAUGAAGCCUGUGAACAGUUGAGGUAAAGCUUUUGACCAGUGCUCAGAUACAAGGUCUACAACAACAACAACAACUACAGCAAAUGUAUUUGCAACAACAACAACAGCAGGUCACAGAACCAAACAAUGUGCAGGCUCAUGAUGCAGUUCCUAUGGAAAAUGCAGUCAUGUAUUCAGCGGGUAAAAAUAUGGCAAACCAUGUUUCUUUGCAUGAUGGGAAGGCCGAAAAUCACGAUGAACUUAAUCAAUCUUCUGUUCCUGGUUCAAGCUCACAAGAAAACUGGCCUGAUGCAGUCCAGCCACUGAAUGGACAAAUACUGGUUCCAACAUGCUCUGAAAAUCAAUUUGCUAAAUCUACAGAUGGUUUGACACAAACUGUUACAUCUAGCAUCACAACCCAAGGAAUUUCGCUUCCAUUACCUGGGCCGUUCUCGCAGUCAGAGUCACUUUUCACAGAAGCACACAGCGAUUCAGGUGUUUCUGCCAUGGAAACCUCUAUUGCAGGGGAUGAUCCAUUGAUGGCAGUCACUGAACAACAAAAUUCUUUAGCAGGACCUGAUGCAUUGACGACUACUUCUCCUCUAUCAAACUUCGUUUCAACGUCGUCCAAUGCUUCAAUGUUUAACUCAAGUGUUCCUAGUAGUCAAGGAACAACUCUUCUUCAAGGCGAAUCUGGAACAACAGCAACUUCUGAACAAUCUCUUUCAAGUGGAAUACACUCCACUCUCUUGAGUGAAAUAAAUUGUACUGGUGAUGUGAAGCCAAGCCCGCUAACAGGAACUAGUGAUCCCACACUAAGCAAUGGACCCAUGUCAAUGUACACAGGAUUUCCAAGUUCAGCUGCCGGUGCAGCGAGUGGAAUAUCAACCAUUUCUCCCUUCUCACCCCCAAGUCAUUACGUUAUGUCCCCAACACAAAAAUCGCCCUUUCACACGACCGCAUCUCAACUCUCCCCAAGUCUUACUCAACCUUUGUCUAUCAUCAACCCAAGCUGUUUAUCGCCAAGUUCAGGCCUACAGGGAGGGCAGUCCGCUUUCUCUCCUGCGUCUCUUAUUCCAACGGAUCUCUUAUCUCCAUCAAAACAACUCGCAGUCAUCUCACCUAGCUCAUCAUCCAAGUCACCGUUCAACCUCAGUUCAGGGGGCGAUAAUUUGGCUAUUCCUAAAUUGAACUUGCUGUGUGAUUCCAAUGCGUUACCACACCCUCCAGAUACUCCACUUCCUCCUCUUCCUACAGACAAGUUGUCACCACAGACACCAAGUAUUUAUGUUGAAAACAAGAAGGAUGCAUUUUCACCAGCACUUCAAAACUUGGUGCUAAGUAAUUCCAAUCCCAUCCUAGUGAUCAGAGGGCUAGCAGCAGCACUUAGAUUAGAUCUUAGUUUGUUUUCAACCAAGACUCUUGUUGAAACAAAUGGCGAACACCAAGUAGAAGUGAGGACACAGAGACUUCAAGCGUCAGAUGAAAACUGGGAUGCUGCUGGUGAAAAGAAAGUCUGGUUGUGCGAGAGCAGCAGGUCGUAUACAACUAUUGCAAAGUAUGCCCAAUAUCAGGCGAACUCAUUUCAAGAGUCUUUGAAGGAAGAGCAGGAUAGACAAGCGGGCAUCAAAGAACCAUCGCAAUCAGACAGCGAUUCAUCGUCAAGCUCCAAGAAUGGCAGGAAAGGCAAAGGAAAGAAGUUCAAGUGGAUUAAAUUUGGAACUAAUGUUGAUCUUUCUGAUGAGAGAAAAUGGAAAACGCAACUACAGGAACUUACUAAACUUCCACCAUUUGCCAAGGUGGUGAGUCCUGGCAACAUGUUAAGCCAUAUUGGUCACACAAUCCUUGGCAUGAACUCAGUGCAGUUGUACAUGAAGAUACCAGGAUGUAGGACACCAGGUCAUCAAGAAAACAAUAAUUUCUAUGCUAUAAAUAUUAACAUUGGACCGGGAGACUCGGAAUGGUUUGCAACUCCAACAGAAUAUUGGGGCGUUUUACACAACUUGUGUGAAAAGAAUAAUGUCAAUUUUCUAACAGGCUCCUGGUGGCCCAUUCUUGAGGAACUUUACGAGGAGCGUGUGCCAGUGUACAGAUUUAUUCAAAGGCCUGGUGACCUGGUCUGGCUCAGUCCUGGGGUAGUACAUUGGGUACAGUCGUCGGGUUGGUGUAACAAUAUUGCCUGGAAUGUCGGUCCUCUUACAGAGGACAUGUACACAGCAGCUAUAGAAAGAUAUGAAUGGAACAAACUACAAGGUGAGAAGUCCAUUGUGGCCAUGCUACACUUGUCGUGGAACCUCGCAAGAAAUGUGAAAGUCACCGAAAGGAAGUUGUUUGAACAUAUAAGAGUUGUGCUGGCCAGGUCACUCAAGUAUUGUCAGAUUACUGUGGAGAAACUAAAGCAUGCUGGGAUUGAGGUGAUGUGGCAUGGGAAAAAACACAAUGAAGGAUCUCAUUACUGUUUUCAGUGCGAGGUGGAGGUUUUCAAUAUUCUGUUUGUCACAGACAACAAGAAACACGUCGUGUAUUGUCAAGAUUGCGCCAGAAAGACCAGCAGUAAUCUUGCUGGAUUUAUAGUCCUCAAUCAG
Pocillopora damicornis (cauliflower coral) is the source of this 3921-nucleotide messenger RNA. RefSeq names its product histone demethylase UTY. Gene Ontology annotation, molecular function: chromatin DNA binding; protein binding; RNA polymerase II cis-regulatory region sequence-specific DNA binding. The record is from RefSeq and is a predicted model, not a curated record. Gene Ontology annotation, biological process: regulation of gene expression. NCBI's taxonomy places the organism in Eukaryota, Metazoa, Cnidaria, Anthozoa, Scleractinia, Pocilloporidae. Gene Ontology annotation, cellular component: MLL3/4 complex.